Molecule: messenger RNA, 2394 nt
Organism: Psilocybe cubensis
Lineage: Eukaryota; Fungi; Basidiomycota; Agaricomycetes; Agaricales; Agrocybaceae
Exons: 2
Coding region: 1-2394 (797 amino acids)
Source: RefSeq, a predicted model, not a curated record
AUGUCUGUCAAAUCACCUGCUAAAGCACAAGGCACCUCGAAGGAUGUAGGCUUUAUUCCCGUCGUCUUUCCUUUGGACCGAAAUAUGCCAUUUUCGCCGUCAAUUAAAGCUGGAUCCUCAAGUAGAAAGGGAUCCAGCAGUCUUUCAUACAUGGAAAGGCUCCAGCAGAAGCACAACGCAAUGGCACGGAUUGCACGAGACCAACCGCGAUCCCUAUCGCUCAGCGACCAGAACACAGAGGUCGACAAUGAACGCGUCCUUUUGCUGAGCAAGAAAGUCCGCGAAGCAUGGCUGAACACGGAUGCAAACUCGGCGGAUGGUAAAUAUACGUUUUUGGCACAAUUACUGCGCCUGAACUCAACCAGCGGUCUCGAUGGCCGCUGGAGCGCCGUGCGCACCGAUCUUCCACCUGCGGAACAGCUUCCUGGAGCGCGCUGGAUUAACGCAAAGACUGAAGUGGAAUGGAAGGAGUGGGAGAAGAGGUACGAGACGGAACGAAGGAUCAAGGAAAAGGUGGAGAAGUGGAAGAAAACGGUGGAAACGCCCAGUACGCAGCCCAGUUUUCAAGACAGCUUGGUAUCGAACUCGGCUUCUGCUCGCAAAGGCUCCAAGGCAGCGUCUGCCAGCAUCCUUUCAGUCCCCGCAGAUCCGUUGAAAAAUUCCACACCCUUCGGAUUCUCUGUCGUCAAACGUGUUCAGAAAUCUGCUGUAGGCAAACCCUCUGGAUCGGGGUCAGGUAAAGCAACAGUACCACCGGAGAAACCUGGAGAUAGUGCCUCUAAACCUACAAAAAGUUCACAUAAUAAACACAUAGCUGAGUUGGGAGAACAUUCUUUUAUUCCUCCAUCCUUCCCUCCAUCUCAACUCCUAACAUCGACACCUAAACAUGCUGCGAAACCCUCCAAUCCCCGAAAACCUGAUCCAAUACCCCACAUUGCCCCGCCAUCAACUUCUGAGAAUUCCAUCUUACCCGAUCAGCCUCUAUCCUCGCCUCGAGUGACCAAGACAUAUGGUCGUCAACACCCAAGUCCGAGCCAACCACUCGAGGCAUCUGCCUCUUUACCUGCGAUACCCGUCACCCCUACCCGCAAGAGAAACCCCCAUAAUGACAUUAAUGACGACCUAAAUGACGACGACAGUGUCUUCAAUCUUAACAAGAAGCGACUCCUUGCUUCACCUGCGACACCCGAUAGCAAUACUAACAAGGAAAGGGCAUUGAAGAGAGCGCGCACCCUUUCUGAACUUCAAUCUUCUCCUGUGAUACCUCCUCCAAGCAAUAGAAGGGACAACGCCAAUGUGCUUCGAAGUCCUCGCACUCCUAUCACCUCGAAACGCUCUGUGCUCCCUCCCGUUGCUAACCCUCCUGUAGCAGCUACAUCCGAGUCAAGCCCUGAUCCAUUGUUGGAAGCGUCCCCAUAUCAUCUUGGGAAUAGUCCCAAGAAACAACCUGCCAUUGAGGUACCCACUCUCAUUAAUCUUCUGGCAAGCGCGAAGAAAGGAAAGAAGACCAGCUCUUCCAAGCCUCCCAGUGCAUCCAAGGGUAAGGGAAAAGCCAAGGAGACCACAACCCUGGAUGCGGAAGAUGGAGUACAAGGCAAAGAAUUACACUCCGAUGUCGGAGAUGAUGUGCAUGAAAAACCGCCUGCUGCACCGUUCCUUUUCCCCGAAGCUGUAGUUGAAGAUGCAGUGAUGACAAUAGCGAAGGAUACAGCAGAACAAGAACCGGUGCAUGCAGACGUCAAUGAUCUCCCCGAGAGGGAGAAGGACCACCACUUGUUCGAACCUUACGGCAAUUCUGUUGUAAUGGCGUAUGAAGACCCCAAUCUUCUCCCUGUUGAUGAUGCUGCGUCCCCGGCCAAGUCUCUCUCGUCGCUGGCAGGCUCUGACUCAGAAGAUGAUGAAAUUGAAAACGUCGACGAUGGGAACAACUUCCUGCUUUCUUUCAACCCGGUGGCUACAUCCACCCAGCAGCAUCGAGGUCCAUUCGCCAGCUCGGCUUUGAGAAAUGAACUUGGCGCAAACAAUGUCUCAGCGGAAAAGGAGAGUCAGCCCCCACCAAAUUUGAGUCAAAUGACCAAAGAUAGCUGGGAGAGCAUUUACGCGCCGACGUCGAUGCCCAAGUCGAAAUCAAAAGCAUCCUCCAGCAAGUCCAAGUCGCCCGUGCCGCAGCCACAGCCGCGACAUUAUCAGAUACCAAAAACGGAUCCGGUUACGAGCUCCAAUCCAUUUGCGUAUAGCUCGCAGCUCACAUCCGGUGUGGCGAAGAAUGUUUAUGAUGUUGACCGGCUUCUAGAGCAGGAUGUUGAGCUUGCGUACUCGGGAUGGAUCAGGGAUCCUUAUGCGGAUGAGAUCGAGGACGCGGAUGGGUUCAAGGAUCCUGAGUCUAGUCCUUGA